CGAAGGGCGAGAUUAGGGUGAGGAUGAUGGUGAACAGAAACUGAAAAGGGAGGAUGGCAUCUCCUACGUUUUUCAGGGGUUAUGUUCAUGGGAAGAACAUUGAAAAUGAGAACCAGAUACUUGAGGACAUUAGUCCAACCAGCAAGUCAGUCCGAGACUCGAAAUCCCUCCUCACUGAAAUGAGAGCCCAGAAUUUUGAUGUCAUUCGAUUUGCCACGUAUAGGACAGCCUGUAAACUGAGAUUCAUUCAAAAGAAGACCAACUUAUCCCUUGUGGACAUCUGGAAUAUCAUUGAGUCCUUCAGGGAGAAUGGUCUAAACUCACUGGAGCCUGACUCAGAGUUGAACUCGUCUCGAGUAGAGGCCAUCAUCUCGAGUCUAUUCUGUAAUCUUAACAAACGUCUUCCUUCCACACAGCAAGUCAAUGCUGACCAGUGUGUUAACAUGUUGUUACACUGGAUCAUAUCUGCCUAUGAUAGAGAAGGCUAUGGAAGAAUGAGUGUUUUUUCCCUCAAAGUGGCACUCUCCCACAUGUGUUCUGGAAAAAUGAUGGACAAACUUAGGUAUAUCUUCACCCAGAUUUCUGACUCCAGCGGUAACAUGGUGUGGACCAGGUUUGAAGACUAUCUCCGAGCCCUGCUUGCCCUCCCAGCAGCUGUUUUUGAGGGACCGUCAUUUGGAUAUAAUGAGACGGCUCCUAGAAGUUGUUUUGAUAAAAAUAACCCAGUGAAUGUGAAUGAUUUUCUGAAUGUGAUGAUGGUGGACCCAGGACCACAAUGUUUGAUGUGGCUCCCCAUUCUCAGCAAGAUGCCACAGGUCGAAAAUGUGUUUCAUCCAGUGUUGUGUGAAGGUUGUCACCGAGAAUCCUUUAUGGGUUUCCGGUAUAAAUGUCAGAGGUGCUGUAAUUUUCAACUGUGCCAAGACUGCUUUUGGAGGGGACGAACAGCUGGUAACCAUACCAACGACCAUCAAAUGAAGGAAUUCACUGCUUACAAAUCUCCAGCCAAGCAGAUUGGACAUAAUCUGAAAAAGACGUUUAAAUGUGUGCCAAACAAAUCAACGCAAUCGAAGCUCCCACAGUUCCCCGAGACCCCAGAAAAAACUGUAGACUUGUCAUACAUCAUAAAUCUGCCUUUUGAAGAAGUCAUGUCUUUAUUGAAACCUCCAACUCCACAACAACAGCAACCUAGAAAUGGUUUCCAUGACACUCUGUUGCAUCAAGCAGUCAACUCAUUACAGCUGAAUGGAGGGGAACCUCAGAAAAGCCCCAGGAAGAUGACAGCUAGCGUAGAGUGUGUUCCUGUGGACGAUGAACAUCGUCUGAUUGCCCGGUAUGCAGCUCGCCUGGCAGCAGAUGCAGAAAAUACAGCAAGAAGUCCAACCGAGUUGAACUUCAGUUUAGACUCCAACAAAGCACAGAGGGAGCUAAUAUCCCAACUGGAGGCCAAAAACAGGGAGAUUAUGAGAGAAAUCCACAGGCUUCGAUCAGAGCAAGAGGCUCAUGCACGGAGUACAGAAAGUGCCCAAUAUAACCCGACAUUGCUGGCAGAAUUACGACAGCUCAGGCAGCGAAAAGAUGAGCUUGAGUCAAGAAUGUCCGCCUUACAGGACAGCCGGAAAGAGCUCAUGGUACAGCUGGAGGGACUGAUGAAACUGCUGAAGACACACCCCACCUCCCCUCGAGCUGUACCCACAGACAGCACUCCCCACCAUCAGAACCUUUCUCAGUCCCUCCCUGACAGGUAUGCUGCCCCUAAUAUCCCCACAACACCAGCCAUGGAGUCUUCCAUGCUAGCAGGAGUAGGGGGUGAAGUGAGACAGGCAUUUUAUAACCCUGGGCCAGUGGAGAAUGUUCGGUUGAUCCGGAAUGACCUUAUGUGUGCUGCUGAUUCUGUCACCAGUGCCAUGUCUUCGCUAGUCAAAGAACUCAACUCAGAGGCCAGUAGCAGUGAUGAAGAUGAAGACAACAUUAUAAAACAAGAAGCCAACUUAGAAAUGGAGGAAGCGUAUAUUGUGGAAUCUCAGGAUGAAGUGGAUAGCUGGCAGAAUGAAAUUCUACACCGUAUGGAUCAGGACCAGGACUUUUUGUCCCAGCUUAAGGCUCGCCGAAACAGAAAUAAUAACCACAGUGAUAGUGAAACAGACUCCCUCCCCCCUCCCUCUUAUGCGUCAGUUACAGAGAGUGCCACGCCUUAUUACCCAGUCUCCAAUAACAACCGGGAGGGUACAGAGGAUGGGGACUCAUUUGUUCUGAUGGAUGACAACAAAACUGAUGAUGAUGCAGAGCUUUACGAUAAUCAUCCCAAGGAGUUGCCCAACAGACUGACCUCCAGUACUCAUACGACGGAUGACGAGAGUUACCUCCAGUCAGACGCAGACUCGUACAUCCGCACAGACGAUGACGAGGAAAGCAGCAACACUGACUGGGAGGAGUCUAUGAAGAGAUGGGUCAACCGAUAGGCGGAGUCAACUGAUAGACGGACAGACAGGGUCAACCAAUAGACAGCCAAGGUCAAGCAGUAAACCAGCAGGGAUUGUGCAAUCUAUUAUAAUGAUAUGGAACACUUACUUAAGUAGUGUGUAGUAAAAUCAACUCAAUUAAAGAAGGGAUUGUGCAAUCAUGAAAGUGCAAAAUGAAGAGUUUUAGAAAAUCACUGAAACCAAAGAGGUCUUAACUCUCAGCAAAUGGAACUAAUGUGACAUUGCUGAGUGUGAUAAAAUUAAAGUGCAAUGCUGAUAGGGCAGGACAUUCCUCACAGUAUAGUGUGAACUGUGAAAUAAUAUAUUUUCUUGAAAACAAAAAUUUAAAUGUUUUUUUUAGUUUAAAUUGCUUCAUAAUUCUAAUGUCUAGUCGACAAAAGGAAAUCCCAGGGCAGUUAUCCGAAACUGUGCUACAUGUUUGUUGUUAUUUUUUUUUUUAUUUCUCUAGCAAAAUGGUGUGCAAUAUUUCUGUCUAAUAUUUGAGUUUUCCCAAGCUUUGGGUUGUCAGCAUUUUUAUCUUUUACCAAAGAAUAUGUUACUUGUUAUUAAUAUAUUCAGCAAUCAAGAUUAGCUCUUCUGAUGAAUGAGAUACAUAAACAUAUGUACGAUAAGGAUUUAUCUAACAACAAUGUUCUACUAUUGAGCUCUGUUUUAGUGAAGUAUUAGGAUGAGCUCGGUAUCUUGUAUGACUAAAUACAUGUACACGUAAUAACUCUAAAGCAUAUACAGACCAAAAAAAAAACUACCGCGUAGAUAUUAAUACAUUUCAGCAAAACUCUGAUUGAUGUAAAUUACAUUUUAUUUUACUGCGAGGACUUUCAUUAUUCCAACAUUAUUUCAGAGGUUUUUGCAGACAUUGAAAUAACUUAAUAAAGAAUGGUAACUCUGUCUUAUGGAUGAUAUACAAAAAUAUUUAAACCUCAAAAACUUUUUACAUAAAUGUUUGCUGAAGCCUAUUGAAAGUAAACUCAUGUAAAUUAACUGAAUUCCAGAACCAUUUAGUGUUAGGUUAGGGAAUGCUGUUCACUUCAAUAAUUCUUUCAUAUAUAAUUUAGCAUUUAAGGAACAUGUAUACAUGUAUGUACAUAUACUAAUGCUUACAUUUUACACCUAUCAUUUGUAACUUAAUUUGCUUGAUCACGCAAAUUUAAUAAUCCUGAAAAAUAAGAGUCCCUGUAUUUGAUACCUCUAGUCUAUAGGUCUACCUCCCUAUCAUAAUCAGCUGUUAUACACAAAUCAACCUAGAAUUCUAAGUCUUUAAACUUCAUAGCAUGUUUCAGUUAUAUAUGAAUUAACAUAUCUUCAUUCAUUAAUAACAUCAGUGUAUGAGAUUAUGUAGAUUUUUUUAAGUAUUAGUAUUUAUCACUACUUACCAGUUAUAUGUGAGUUGUCAUGGAGGAGAAUCUUAAUUAACUUUGUUACAUUAUUACUACUUAAAAAAAUAUUUCCUUUCGGCAAUGUGUUGUCAUAAUUCUUUGUUAAAUUAUUUUUAUAUCAUCAAUGCACAACAUUAUUGGUGUUGUUGAUUUUUUUUUUUUUAAUAAUUAAAAUUUAUAUGAUAAACUUGUAGAUGUUAGAAAAAGAUAAAUCAAGCAGACAGUAUAUAUGCCUUUAAGAAGUGCUCUACAUAAAUUAAGUCAAAUUUAUUGUUUAUAAAAUUGUACACCUAGAAAACUAACAAUGUACUUUACAGAUAUUUGUGUUAUAUAAAACUGCUGUUUUGAUUCCGUUUAUCUUUGCUUUAGCUAUUUUUGUGAUCCAUUGAUAUGACUGAGGUUGUGCUCCUGUAAUGUAUUACAAUGGUUGUAAUUUGUGUAACUUGUACAGUAAUUAUAAUGUAAAACAUUUGUUUUACAUUGGUUGUAAAUGUGAUACAAAUAAUAGUAUUACAAAUGACUGUAAUUUGUCCAGCCAUAGUUUAUUCAUUUUACAAUGGUAGAAUUUAACACAUGACUUUAUAUCUUGAUGACAAAAGUUACAAUUUGUAUAAAAAUGGUUGUCAGUGUAAAACAGUGGCUAGACCACCUCAUCAAUCAGUAGAGCUCUACAUUUUAUAACAUUGAUAUUGUUUUAUACAUUUGACUAUUGAGAUUUUUGUUACCAUGGAAACUGUUGUUGAUUUUACGAUGAAGUAAUCCAUUUAGAUAAAUAAGGGGGAAAAGAAGCUCUGUUUAAUAUAUAGACUUAAUAAAUAAAACUUGAAGAAGAAUUUACAAA
Molecule: messenger RNA, 4697 nt
Organism: Saccostrea echinata
Lineage: Eukaryota; Metazoa; Mollusca; Bivalvia; Ostreida; Ostreidae
Product: dystrobrevin beta-like
Exons: 19
Coding region: 54-2459 (801 amino acids)
Biological process (GO): synaptic signaling
Cellular component (GO): synapse; plasma membrane
Molecular function (GO): zinc ion binding
Source: RefSeq, a predicted model, not a curated record